Messenger RNA from Parnassius apollo (apollo), 717 nucleotides. Lineage: Eukaryota; Metazoa; Arthropoda; Insecta; Lepidoptera; Papilionidae. The record is from the annotation of a GenBank genome assembly.
AUGCCACAAACUAAAGAUCAAAAGAAGGAGAAAAAGAGAAUCGCAGAACGUAAAAGGAUGGAAAAUAUAAGAAAAGAUCCAGACAAGUAUGCUCUGUGGAAAUUAAAAAUGAAAGAAACAUAUUUGAAAAGAAAGAGACAAGGUAAAAUCACAUCAGUUCAGAAUUUGACACCGAAACAACAAAAAUUAGCUAGGAAGAAAAGCAGAGAAAGUACUCGAAGAUGGUAUGCUAAAAAGAAAUUAUUAAAAGAACGUGAUAUUCAUUCAGAAGAGGAAAUCAUUAACGAAUGUGAUCCGGCAGACGAUACCGAAAUAAAUGAUCCUUUAGAUUUGAAAUUACCAUCAUCUCCAGAAGUUUCGAUUAUACCAAGAUCUCCGGAUAUUCCCAGCUCAUCACAGGUAUUAACUCAGUUUUCACCACAUUCUGCACGUAUAACAAGAUCAACAAUAAGACAAAAGAGGACACUUGGAAUUGAUUUGAACCUAACAGAAAAUGAAACAGAUAUCUCAUCCAAUGCUGACGUCCAUUCGAGAAUAAUAUCGCCUUCACCAAAUACUUCGAUAUCAGAUUCACCAAGGACUCCCAGCCCACAAAGUAGCAUCGCAUCGUCACCACGACGUGUCGUCAGCCCAAAAGUUUAUAAAAAAGCUGCACGGAAAACACCUCUUAAAAAAGAAAUCGCCUUGGAAACAUAUUUUACGAAAGUUUCAAUAUAG